Molecule: messenger RNA, 777 nt
Organism: Limanda limanda (common dab)
Lineage: Eukaryota; Metazoa; Chordata; Actinopteri; Pleuronectiformes; Pleuronectidae
Product: high choriolytic enzyme 1-like
Exons: 8
Coding region: 1-777 (258 amino acids)
Biological process (GO): proteolysis
Molecular function (GO): metalloendopeptidase activity; zinc ion binding
Source: RefSeq, a predicted model, not a curated record
AUGACGCCUGUGUUCCUCCUCCUCCUCUUCUUCUCCAUGACGGCCAUCCCUGCGUACGCAGCUGAUGACGAAAAUGCAUUGGACGAAACUCCAGCAGUCUCUGAUGUCCUGGAAAAAGUCAACGAAGGCUUAUCAAAUCUAGUCUUUGGUGACAUUAGGCUGAAUGUCCAGAGGAACGCAGAUCCCUGCACUGCCACCGGCUGCGCGUGGCCUAAGAGAGGAAGAUAUGUCCUGGUGCCAGUGGUCCUCUCCUCCCGUUACUCCAGUUCAGAGCGCAACCUCAUCAUCCGAGCCCUGCUGACCUUCCACAGCUCCACAUGCAUUCGCUUUGUGUGGAGACGCAAUUAUCACAGGCAGUACCUCCACUUCUACUCCGGAUCUGGGUGCUGGUCGUACAUAGGCCGUCAGAGUAGAGGACAGGCUGUGUCCCUGCAGAGAAACGGAUGUUUGUACACAGGCACGGUGCAGCACGAGGUCCUCCAUGCUCUGGGCUUCCACCACGAGCAGGUCCGCUCCGACAGGGACAGAUACGUUCAGAUUCUCACCGAGAACAUUCAACCAGGAAAGGAACACAACUUUGAUAUAGAGCAGACUAACAACUUGGGGACUCCCUACGACUUCAACUCUGUGAUGCAUUACAGCAAAUACGCCUUCAGCAAAAACAGAAAGCCAACCAUCGUCGCCAGGAGCAACCCCAACAUGGACUUUGGACGGGCCACAGCCAUGAGCAGGAAUGACGUCGCCCGCGUCAACGAACUUUACCGAUGCAGCGUCUGA